Molecule: messenger RNA, 1074 nt
Organism: Anoplophora glabripennis (Asian longhorned beetle)
Lineage: Eukaryota; Metazoa; Arthropoda; Insecta; Coleoptera; Cerambycidae
Product: 4-nitrophenylphosphatase-like
Exons: 5
Coding region: 57-980 (307 amino acids)
Cellular component (GO): cytoplasm
Molecular function (GO): phosphatase activity
Source: RefSeq, a predicted model, not a curated record
ACGAUUGCUGUUUACACGGGUUUACUGUAGUCAUCCGCUUACUUCCUUAGUGUAAAAUGAAAAAUUUGGCUGAGCUGCCCAAAAGUGAACAAUUGGCGUUCAUUAAUUCUUUCGACCAUGUUCUGUCCGAUUUAGAUGGAGUGAUGUGGUUGCAGUACAAACCCAUUCCAGGGGCAAGUGAAUGUAUGAAUAUUCUGAAAAAAAAUGGGAAACUGAUACAUUUUGUUUCAAACAAUUCCACAAAUUCUAUAGAUGUAGUUAAAGAGAAACUAAAUUCCUGUGGAUUUGACGCCCAAAAUGGAGACAUAGUAACACCGAUCAUAGCCAUAUUGUCACAUCUAAAAGAAAUUGAGUUCAGUAAACCACUGUACGUUAUCGCAUCAAAUUCCAUGAAAGAUUUGUUAAGAGACGAAGGUUUAACUGUGGUAGAAGGACCACAAGUGAUAGAAGAGUCGAUACCCAGCUUACUUUCUCAAGUAAAUGACGACGGAACCAUUGGUGCAGUACUAGUGGAAUUCGAUUUGAAUGUAAACUACAUAAAACUUCAAAAAGCUGUUACAUAUUUGAGAAGGGAGGAUUGUUUAUUUAUAACAGGAGGUGGUGAUGCUAGAAUACCUUUUGGACUUAAAAAUCAUUUAAUAGGACCACAUUACUAUAUGAAACCAUUGAUCGAUCUUUCUGGCAGAGAACCGUAUCAAAUAGCAAAACCAAGUCUUCAUUAUAACGAUUAUAUUGUAAAAAGGUACAGGAUCUCAGAUCCAACACGAGUUUUAUUUAUAGGAGAUUCCAUAACCGAAGAUUUAAAUUUCGCAACGAAAUGUGGCUAUCAGAAAUUGUUGGUUCUAACAGGCAUCACCAACAAGGACCACUUGUCAAAUUGGGACCAUCCUGAGGAGUAUAAACCACAGUAUUAUGUAGAAAAUUUAAAUGUCCUACAUGAAAUUGUUUGUAAUUGUACAGGGGUGUCUAACAAGAAAUAAUUUAAUGAUAAUAAUAAUAAUAACUAAAAUGUGAUAGAAACUUAUAUUAAUUUAUAAAUUGUACAUCUGUGAAUAUCGUAUACAUAUUUAUAUU